This is a messenger RNA of Polypterus senegalus (gray bichir), 2619 nucleotides long. RefSeq names its product MOB kinase activator 1A. The record is from RefSeq and is a predicted model, not a curated record. Gene Ontology annotation, molecular function: protein kinase activator activity. Gene Ontology annotation, biological process: positive regulation of protein phosphorylation; hippo signaling. The coding region runs from base 246 to 896 and encodes 216 amino acids. Lineage: Eukaryota; Metazoa; Chordata; Cladistia; Polypteriformes; Polypteridae. Gene Ontology annotation, cellular component: cytoplasm; nucleus. The transcript is spliced from 6 exons.
CGCGAUACGUCUGCUUUACUUGAUCCUCUACUUCGGGACUCGAGAAGAUCUGUUGCGAGUUCAGAGGGUUUUAUUUUUUGGAGUCUAGCAUUUUUAACGUAUGUUAAUAAAUAGUGGAUGUGGCGGAUGUGAUUCUAGUGCAGUCUCUGUGGAAAAUUCCCUUGCACCACACGCGAAGGGUGAUUUUUUCAGCCUGUUUUUGUCGUCUUCACAAGUGACAGCUCAAGUUCUGCUCGGACUUGGAGAUGAGUUUCCUUUUUGGCAAUCGAUCUUCAAAGACUUUCAAACCCAAAAAGAACAUCCCUGAGGGUUCACACCAGUAUGAGCUGUUAAAGCAUGCAGAGGCGACUCUCGGCAGUGGAAACUUGCGCCAAGCAGUGAUGCUUCCCGAGGGAGAAGAUCUCAAUGAAUGGAUUGCUGUGAACACUGUAGAUUUCUUCAACCAAAUCAACAUGUUGUAUGGCACAAUAACAGAGUUCUGCACAGAGACCAGUUGCUCGGUGAUGUCUGCAGGGCCAAGGUAUGAGUAUCAUUGGGCUGAUGGCACUAAUAUUAAGAAGCCUAUAAAGUGCUCUGCCCCAAAGUAUAUUGACUACUUGAUGACCUGGGUUCAGGACCAACUUGAUGAUGAAACCCUUUUUCCAUCCAAAAUAGGUGUUCCAUUCCCAAAAAACUUCAUGUCGGUUGCAAAGACCAUUUUAAAGCGUUUGUUUCGUGUGUAUGCCCACAUCUACCAUCAGCAUUUUGACUCUGUUAUGCAACUUCAGGAGGAGGCCCAUUUGAACACUUCUUUCAAACAUUUCAUCUUCUUUGUACAGGAAUUCAACUUGAUUGAUCGUAGGGAGCUGGCACCCCUUCAAGAUUUGAUUGAGAAGCUUGGUUCUAAGGAUCGGUAGACUGUGACUUUCCUGUGCCCGACCAACUUUCAACAUGACAGCAUGGUUCUUUGUUGUAGAACUUUCUUUGGUUUUCUUUUUUUUUUUUCUUUUUUUUUUUUUUUUUAUAUAUUUUUAAUUACAAAGCUUUUAGUGAAUGUGCACAUAACAGAAGUUCAAGUAUGAUCAAAUAGGCAAAUACUGGGAAGGAUGGGGACAGCAUUUCUUUAAGCUUUUGUAACUGGAUUUCCUACAGAUAUUUUUAAUGCUUUUUAUCUUUCAUAAUAGAGGAUUCCUUUUUUUGAAAAUUGACUAUUCUUAUAAUAUGAAGAGUAUGUACUUUUUGUAAAUGUCUGCUCGAAUCAUGUAAAAAUUCAAUUAUACCUGGGGUGCUGAAGUUUUACAGAUUUUGGAGCAAUUGUAUGAUGGCUCCAUAUGCGAGUCUUCUGACAAGUUGGCUAAAAUGUUGUAGUAGUAAAGGCUGCCAUUGCUUGCACUAACAUGCCCUAGCAUAAGUGGGGAAUGCCUGUCUGAAUUAGUCAUGGUAGCUUACUUUUAAUAUACAUAGGGAAAGGCAUUCUGAUCUCCUAAUCAUCAAAGCACUCAAAACCUUAAAAUGCUUACUUCUGUACCAUAUUAAGUUUGCAACAUUAGACUGAGGACUAUAUGCAGAUAAAUUCAGAUAAAGCUGAAACAUAUUAAAAAUAUUGCCUUAAUAGACGGAAAAAAACAACUUACUGUUUUUAUCAGAUUUGUUCCAUAGUGAUAACCAGAGACCAGGUUCUGAAAACUAAUUUCCCCCCACUUAAUUGUUUUGUAGUGUUAUAUCUUGGUCCCUGUUCUGUAACAGUUGCAAGGUAAAUGGAAUGUCUUAAUAUACAGUGGUUUAGAGUUGAAGAGCAAAAACUUUUCAGCAGUGUUUAAAAAAAAAAAACCCUGAAAAAGCAUCUUCUGCUCAACCUUUCAAGAUUCCAAUGUUUUGCUCAAUUCGUUUAAAUCCAGUAUCUUCAGUAAUACUUGCCGUUUCUGAGUGGAAAAUAUAACCAUGACGUCUGUAGCUCUUUUACAUUUCAUUAAAAGUGUCUUUGCUUUUAUAAUGUGCUCAAUUACUAAACCACUGGAAGCCUUUGUAGUUCCGCGGCCAUGUUAUUUAUUACUAAAGGGAAGUUCUAUACACUGUAGAUGAACAGUUGAGCUCAUUGGAAUAACUUGUUUAAAGUGGUUGUUGAAUAAGAUUGUAUGUUGUGGUUUUUGGGAUGUGUUCAUUGGGAAAAGCUUCAGAAUAUACAUUUCAGAUUAGAAAUGCCCAAACUGUUGAAGGACUCAACUUCCUAACCCCUCCAACCCCAUAACUAUAACCAAUAUAGUGCACAAAUAUAAACACAGCUGUAAUGUUAAAGCCCAACUGUAUAUAACAAUUGACAUCACUAAAUUUGUGUUUUUGAAUGUUUUUUGUAUACUAACAGGACUCCUGCACUGUAUAGUAUUGCACAUUAUUAGCUGAUCAUUUUCUAAACCAAAAGCGUAGGAAAUGGAGUAUGGAAUUGUUUUAUUUAAAAAAAGGAUGCACCGGUUGCAGUGGUCCUUUCAUUUCUGCAUUUAUUUAGAUGUCAACCACACUAGUAAGAGGUAUGCAGAAAUCUAUUUGACAGAUUCUUACAAUAGAGUGAAAAGCACUUAUCUUUUGGGUAAGUUCCUUUGCCUCAUUUUUAAGUUACAGUGUUUAAAAAAAAAAAAAAAAAAA